AUGAAGCGCAACAGCAGGCCAGAGCUUCAGCAGCGCCCAGUCGAGGCUGUAAUCGACCUUACCGCCUCCGACAGCGACUCGGAUGAGGACAUCAUCGAUCUGAGCCGCCGCCUCUCCGCCCUCAAGCCCCCUUCCGCACAAGGGGCCCGCAAACCGACUCUUGCCCAACCUGCACCGGCUGUGGCCCGCCGAUCUUCUUCUUCUUCUUCUUCAACUACCUCGCUACGCGGCUCCUCUCUUCACCCAUCGCGGCCCGCCCAGCCGCCCCGCACCUCCAUCAUGCUGCCCAUCGAGGCCGUAACGACACCCGCUACAACAACUGCGCCCAAGGCCAGCAGCACCACGAGUCGAGGCGGCGCAGUCGUCGAUCCGUCGUUCGCGUUCCCCGUGUUCGCCGCGUCGACGUCGCGCACCAAGCUGCCGCCGGUCAACUUGGCCGAGGUACGGCGGCUCAACAGCCAGGCGUCGCUCCAGGCGGCCGGCAGGGAGCAGCUGCAGCGGGAGCAGGCCCUCGCGAAGGAGAGCGAGGAGGACAACGUCAUCCGCCUGCUACGAGAGACGCUGCGCAUCAGCGACGGCGGCUCCUCUGAUGCAAAAGCCGCGAGCGGCGGUGCUGCUGCAGCGAAUGACCAGUCGUCAUCGUCGACGACUACCGUGGGCCAGCUGGGCCAGGACCUCACUGUCACUCUGCUGCCUUACCAGCUGGACGGUGUGAAGUGGAUGGUGGACAACGAGUCCAGUGCGACGGCCAUCAAGGGCGGCAUCCUGGCCGACGACAUGGGUCUCGGCAAGACGGUAACCGGCGCCUGGACACCCUCUCAAAUUCCCAAAUCGCUCACGAUACAAGUGAUCGCGCUCUACCUCGCACACCGCACUGCGCGGCGAAAGCCGAUGCUGGUGGUCUGCAUGCUGUCCACCCUCAACCAAUGGCUGGACGAAAUCACGACGCGCAUCGCGAAGCGCAAGGCCGCGCGGGUGCUCACCUACUACGGCUCCGGGCGAUCGCAAUCGAAGGAGCUCGUAGAAUCAUACGACAUCGUGCUCACUACUUACGGCACGUUGGCCGCCGAGUUCAAGGGGAAGGGAACCGACGCCAAGGCUAAGACCGCGGCGAAGCCCUCUCUCCUCGCUAGCAUCCACUGGUGGCGUGUGGUACUCGACGAAGCCCACUUGAUCAAGAACAAGAAGACCAAGACGGCCAUGGCCGCCCACCAGCUGCAGGCCGAGCAGCGCUGCCUCGACGAUCUGUACAGUCUGUUGUGCUUCCUGCACGUUCCCGUCGUGAGCGACCUCGACUGGUGGAACACCUACAUCGUCAAGCCGUCCAAAGCCAAGGCCACCAGCACGCGAGAAAAGGCCAGGCGGCGCCUGCAGCUCAUUCUCCAAUCUCUUCUGUUGCGAAGGACCAAGGAUCAGUCGUACAACGGGCGCCCGAUCCUGCAGCUGCCUACAAAGACAAUCACCCUGCGCGCCACCACGUUCUCGGCCGAUGAGCGUAUCGUCUAUGACGACCUGUUCAACAAGGCCAAGAACACGUUCAACAAGUACGCGCGAGACGGCACAGUGCUCAACAACUACAUGAAGGUGCUCGAGCUGCUCCUGCGAUUGCGGCAGGCCUGCGACCACCCUGCGCUCGCCCUCAAAGGCAAAGCAGCUGCGCCGUCGGGCGAGGAGGACGUGUGUCCGAUCUGCGUGCAGCCGCUGGAAGAGGACGCGGUGGUGGCGUCCAAGUGUCGACACCGAUUCUGCGCCGACUGCAUCGCGAGCCAGCUGGCCUCUGGCGAGAGCCGCUGCCCGACCUGUGACGUCGCCAUCGACUCCGACAAGCUCCUCCCACUUUCCUCUUCUCCCAAGCUGAAUGGACGAGAACGACCGGUGGCUGAGGAGGCGGAGGAGCACAGCAGCGCCAAGAUUGAGGCUUUGAUGAAGGCGCUGACCAAGGUCCGAGAAGAGCGCCCGGGCGAGAAGAGCAUCGUCUUCUCGCAGUUUACGUCAUUCCUGGAUCUCAACCACCGAAUGCAAGCCAUCGAGCGAUUCAACACGGACCCACGCGUUUCCGUGAUGCUCAUCUCGCUCAAGGCCGGCGGCACGGGGCUCAACCUGACGGUGGCCAACCACGUCUUCCUGCUCGACCCCUGGUGGAAUCCUUUCACUGAGGUGCAGGCCAUCGAUCGCGUGCAUCGACUGGGGCAGACACGCCCAGUGUCGGUGACGCAGUUCGUGAUCAAGGACUCGGUCGAGGAGAAGAUCAUCAAGAUGCAGGAGCGCAAGAAGGCCCUCGCCGCCGACGUCCUCUCGUCCGAUACCAACAAGAAGGCCAGCCUCUCCCGCCUCAGCGUUUCGGAACUGCGCCACCUCUUCUCCGACUGA
Acanthamoeba castellanii str. Neff is the source of this 2370-nucleotide messenger RNA. Its product is annotated as SNF2 family Nterminal domain containing protein. The record is from RefSeq and is a predicted model, not a curated record. The transcript is spliced from 17 exons. The coding region runs from base 1 to 2370 and encodes 789 amino acids. Lineage: Eukaryota; Discosea; Longamoebia; Acanthamoebidae. Gene Ontology annotation, molecular function: ATP-dependent chromatin remodeler activity; ATP binding.